Cladocopium goreaui is the source of this 483-nucleotide messenger RNA. Lineage: Eukaryota; Dinophyceae; Suessiales; Symbiodiniaceae. The record is from the annotation of a GenBank genome assembly.
AUGGUGGAUGAAACGUUGGCACGAUAUGCUUGUUGGAUAAGUUCCCAGGCAUCGCUUGCCACCAGCUUGGAACAAAAACUGACUGGUUUGUCUCGGCGCACUGCUGCAGAAUUUCGAAAGGCAGAGGGUGAACGUCUUGAUCUGCAACAUCGUGUGCAAAUCUUGGAAGCCACCUUGAGGGGCAUAUUGAAUGGCGAGACCCCUGAUCUGACUGGUGAAAAAGGCGCAGCAGCAAGUACCUGGCCGGUGAAGACGUCACCAUCCGUGGAGCUUCAGGCGCUGAUGGCAACUGAGCAACGUCGAGAGGAGUUGGCUCGACGCUUCGCUGGCUUGGAAGAACAAGUGGCCCAGAUGAGUCAGGAGUUUUGCAUCAAGAUCCAUCAAAUCUGCCGAUGUGACGAGGUGAAAACGCUGUGCUCCGAGACCAGAAGUGAGACCAGUUCUGCCCCCAGCUCUUGUUUUUCUGUAGGGCAAGCACAUUGA